Molecule: messenger RNA, 720 nt
Organism: Zasmidium cellare ATCC 36951
Lineage: Eukaryota; Fungi; Ascomycota; Dothideomycetes; Mycosphaerellales; Mycosphaerellaceae
Exons: 2
Coding region: 1-720 (239 amino acids)
Biological process (GO): RNA processing
Cellular component (GO): nucleolus
Molecular function (GO): RNA binding
Source: RefSeq, a predicted model, not a curated record
AUGGCCGCCUCUUCCGUGGAUUCGUUCCACACUGCGCCGACGACUGCCGACGAAGAGCUCACCGACGAGCAAAUCGAACAGCUCCUCGCCCGCGCCACAGCCCGCCUGCAAGAGAAGGCAAAGCAGCAGCAGCUCACCAAAUCCCACACCCAGGAAUUCAAAUUUCCUAAGCUAGAUGCUGGGCUGCUGGAGAAGCCGUAUGUGGAGACGAAGGGCGAUGUUGCGACUGUAGAUGCUUCACGAUUGCUGGAAGAGAAGCAUCGAAAGCAAGCAAACGGCACCAGAAAAGUCGAAGACCCGGUCACGGCGAAGAAAGCCGCAGCAGAUAAGAAGAAGGCCACGGCCGGCACUCAGUGGUUCGACCUGCCCAAGACCAAUCUCACGCCAGAGCUCAAACGUGACUUGCUACUCCUCAAGAUGCGUAACGUCCUAGACCCGCACCGCCACUACAGGAAAGAUGGUGGUAAGAUGCAGGCACCAGAGUAUAGUCAGGUCGGAACCAUCGUCGAGGGUGCCACAGAGUUUUUCAGCGGCCGUAUCGAGAACAAGAAGCGGAAGCAGACGUUCGUGGAGGAGGUUCUGGCUGGAGAGAAAGAGACUGGCCGCUUCAAGAAGAAGUACGGUGAUCUUCAAAACAAGAAGACCAGUGGCAAGAAGGCUUUCUAUAAAGCUCUCAUGGAUAAGAGAAAGGGCGGGGUCAAGAAGGCUUCGAAGGGUUGA